Messenger RNA from Trematosphaeria pertusa, 1272 nucleotides. RefSeq names its product sister chromatid cohesion protein-like protein Dcc1. The record is from RefSeq and is a predicted model, not a curated record. Gene Ontology annotation, cellular component: Ctf18 RFC-like complex; chromosome, centromeric region; nucleus. Bases 109 to 1146 code for a protein of 345 amino acids. The transcript is spliced from 2 exons. Gene Ontology annotation, biological process: maintenance of mitotic sister chromatid cohesion; mitotic sister chromatid cohesion. NCBI's taxonomy places the organism in Eukaryota, Fungi, Ascomycota, Dothideomycetes, Pleosporales, Trematosphaeriaceae.
CUGUAUGUUCCUGGAGAGGCCGGACCGGUGCAGACGCCCUUGCAGGCCGCCCGAGCGCGUUCGGCGUCGCGUGAAAGACAGCGACCCCACAGACAGAACACACUUCACAUGGCGACACAGCAGGACGAGCGCGGCGUGCCCCUUUCCGUCGCCCACGAGCUGCAGCAGUUCCGCCUGGUUGAGCUCCCGCCAGAAAUCGCCGAGCUGCUCGAAGCCCCGAACCCGCCUGCACUCUCCAUCAAAUCCCAGGCGCCCUCCGCGCCCUCUGGCACGCCAAACCCCAAGGCCGCGUAUGCCGUGCUCUGCACACAGGACAAAACUUUCCAGCUGCGUCAGGUGCAGACGUCCAACUCCCUCUUCGUCACCCAGCCCGCGCUCGAGAGCCACGCCAGUGAGCCAUCGGUCCCGACGACACGCGUGAUUGCCUCCUGUACUGCGACGCUAGAGCUGCAUCCAGCUGAUGGCGCUGCUGCCUCUUCCUUGGAGGAACUGUUGCCGAUAUACCAUGUCGUCGGUGGGGAAGUGGACGCAACAGAGAAUCAUAAGAGCAAGGCGAGCAUAUUCGCCGAUAUUGCGCUGUCAGACGGCCAGUGCGAGCAGGCAUGGAACGAGCUGGUAGCGUUCGAAUUGGCUGGAAGCUCCUAUCGGCCAUCUGCGAGCACUCUUUCGCACGUCUGGAGUUCCCUCAACGCUGCUGCACUCGCCGAGGGUGUGAGGCUCGAAAGCCAGUUCCAGACAGACCAUCUGGCACAGUUGGUCGAGGAGGAAGGGUAUCCGGCAACACUUGCCCCGGCUAUCUUCAGACGUCUUGCCAAAGACGACCAGGACACGACCGGCCCAUGGUCCUCCCUUGACCGGACGAAGGCAGUCUCAUUCGUUGGCAAGACAUUGUUGGAAGCAAAGCAUGGAGGUGCCGACUAUCUUACUGCUGACUUCCUCGAUGCAUGGAAAGACAGCCUACCCGAAGCAUGGCGGACCGAUGCAGAGCUCAAGACCAUCGCGGGCGCAUAUGACUUGCCCUCCUCCAGCACAAUCCGCGCAAAGAGCAAGACUGCCGCAGCCACCAAUGCUGAAAUUACGACGCCCAAACCAGUUUCUUCAACAGGAAAAUGGCACGAGAGAUUCGGCAAAAAUCGAAAGAAAUGAGCUGAAGAAGAGUUGUGUGAUCCGGAUGCGGGUUGGGUGGGAGAAACGACCAACCCUGGGAAUGCGCGGUCAUGUGACUAUUCCUUUGCGCGUCGGAUCGGAUGUCGGAAGACGCGCUUUCCGGGC